GACAUGGAAACGGAUUAAUAACAUGAGAUAAAUUACAAGUGAAGCUCAAAUUCGCUUCAUUGCAGUGCAGGAUUGUAGUCGUGGAGUGGGCUCAGGGUGUGAAGUAUGUCUAUUAGACGCCCUCCUUCAGUUGUGUGCUACAUUUGUGGUCGUGAAUUUGGAACAAAGUCAAUUUCUAUCCAUGAACCUCAAUGUCUGAAAAAAUGGCACAACGAGAAUCAAAAUCUUCCAAAGCACAUGCGUCGAAAACCUCCUCAGAAGCCUGAAUUGCUGCCAUCAAUUGGGGGAAGUAAAAACUACGAUAUAAACCGGUUUAAUGAGGCUGCAUGGCAGGCCGCUCAGGAUAACCUUGUGCCGUGUGGUAACUGUGGGCGCACAUUUAAUCCAGACAGACUGAUUGUUCAUCAGAAAAGCUGUCGCCCUGGCAAGCCUCUGAAACCACUGAGGACAAACCAGGGACAGAACACGGCGAGCGACGAAGACUCCAACAACAACAAUGCAAGACCUGGUACUGCCACAUUGUCCAACCCUAAAAUUGUGAAAUCAGCUUCAUCAAGUGAUUCCACCGAUGGUAACACUAAUGGCACUUUGUCGCGCCGGCCAACUCCAAACAGAAAUACUCUGAGAAGAGAACGGACAUUUACAUCUGCUGAUAAGAAAAAAAGUUCCUCAUCCUCUAACAACGGCCUAGCUAAACCCACAGUAGGGAUGAGUGGGGGUCCAAAGUCUGUUAUCUGUUACAUUUGUGGACGGCAGUUUGGCACUGCCUCUAUAGGGAUCCAUGAGCCUAAAUGUAUGGAGAAAUGGAAGGCAGAGAAUGACCAGUUGCCCAAAGAGCAGCGACGACCUCCACCUCAGAAACCUCAAGUAGCAUCGGGAGCUAGUGCUGCAGAACAGAAUGAGGCGGCAUGGCAGAGUGCUCAGCAGAGUUUAGCCGCCUGUGAAAACUGCGGCCGUACAUUUAACCCUGACAGACUGGCAGUUCAUCAGAGGGCAUGUAAGCCCCAGGGAGGGGGUGGGAAUAAACCUGGGCCAGGGGCAGGAAACUCUGGUGGGUCAUCCAGCAGUUUGUCACAAGAUCCUCCAGCUCAGAGAGGUCCCCGCACUGUUGUCUGUUAUAUCUGCGGGAGAGAGUUUGGUACCAAGUCCCUUCCAAUCCAUGAACCACAGUGCCUUGAAAAAUGGAAAGUACAGAAUAAACAGUUGCCACGUGAACAGCGACGCCCAGUACCAAAGAAACCACAGACCCUGGCAGGUAGCGGAUCUGGUGUCACAAGAGAGCAGAUGAAUGAAGCAGCCUGGAAGCAAGCCCAGGCUAAUCUGGUGCCUUGUGGAAACUGUGGACGUACCUUCAACCCUGACAGACUGGCUGUCCACCAGAGGGCGUGUAAACCUGGAGGGAAAACGGUCAAGCCUUCAGUGAUGAACCCGCCACAACAGCAAGGUUCUUCAAGUCAGGAAAAAUCUCCAUCCAGGUCCCCACCUGCUAUCAGACGCCCACCCACUGUCGUGUGUUAUAUUUGCGGGCGUGAGUUUGGGACAAAAUCCAUCUCUAUUCACGAACCUCAGUGUAUGAAGAAAUGGCAUAUUGAAAACGACCAGCUUCCACGUCACUUGCGGCGACCAGAACCCAAGAAGCCUGAAGUCAGGUCCAUAGGAGCCUCAGGCAGCUAUGACAUUGAUGCGAUGAAUGAGGCAGCCUGGAAGAGUGCACAGAGUAAUUUGGUGCCCUGCCCGAAUUGUGGACGGACAUUUUUACCAGAUCGCCUGAUUGUUCACCAGCGUAGUUGUCGUCCAAAACCUCCACCCCAAGCUUAA
Molecule: messenger RNA, 1818 nt
Organism: Liolophura sinensis
Lineage: Eukaryota; Metazoa; Mollusca; Polyplacophora; Chitonida; Chitonidae
Product: zinc finger protein 474-like
Exons: 5
Coding region: 106-1818 (570 amino acids)
Source: RefSeq, a predicted model, not a curated record